This is a messenger RNA of Mandrillus leucophaeus (drill), 3402 nucleotides long. RefSeq names its product glucosaminyl (N-acetyl) transferase 4, core 2 (gene GCNT4). Lineage: Eukaryota; Metazoa; Chordata; Mammalia; Primates; Cercopithecidae. Gene Ontology annotation, cellular component: membrane. The coding region runs from base 852 to 2213 and encodes 453 amino acids. Gene Ontology annotation, molecular function: acetylglucosaminyltransferase activity. The record is from RefSeq and is a predicted model, not a curated record. The transcript has a single exon.
CACUGUUCAAGGAUGUUUGAGAUAUUUUCUGUCUUGCCUGAAUACAAAACAUUGUAGGGAACCUCCUUGUGCUUGACUUUGCACACACAGGGGAUCUUCAGGGUGGGUACAUUUAAAACUAACAGGUAUUGCCAAAUUGCUCCCCCCCAAGGUAGUUUUUACACCCCACCUACUACUCUCAGUGAAAAAUCAGGCCCUUUUUAUUUUAAGGGCUAAAUGGCUAAUCCCUGUGUGGAAAUGGGUGUUACCAAAAUAAAAAAUAAGGAAAAUAUGCAAGUUUACCCAAUUUUGUUAUCUAUACAUUUUACAGUCUCUAAUACUUAGUAUAGCUCCUUUGGGUGUCUGCCCACCACCCUUCUUUCUGAAGGUGGGGCUCCCUGGGCUUUCCUUGUUUGACUUCAGACCUGGAUCUAAUCGGGAUCUGGAGGUAGAAUCAAGACAAAUGUUCCCUUUGGCCUCAGGUGAGUCCUUUGCCUCUCUGAGGCCCUCUUGAUGACAUCCAGUUCUCUAGACCUCUGCCCAAACCAGAGCAAUCCCUCCUCAAAUAUGCUAAGCAGAAAUGCAGACAAUAUAAGACACACUAUAUUUAUAUUUUAGGAGUUUACAUUACCUUCCCUUCUAUUUGGAAAUCAACAUCUCUCAAAAUUAGGUAUAGUUAACACAGAAUACCCCCAAAAUACCACCAUUCUUCAUAAUUCCAUCUGCUUAUUUCUGGAUUCUUUCAAGGGUAAAAACCUUGUUUCAUUCAUCUUUGGGGCCAGCAUUCUGCCUAGUAUGUGGUAGAUUUUGGAUAAACUGACGUGAUUUUCUCUUAAUAUUCCAACUGGAUUAUUUCUUUCUCCUCUUACAGAAUGAAGAUAUUCAAAUGUUAUUUUAAACAUACCCUACAGCAGAAAGUUUUCAUCCUGUUUUUAACCCUAUGGCUGCUCUCCUUGUUAAAGCUUCUAAACGUGAGACGGCUCUUUCCGCAAAAAGACAUUUACUUGGUUGAGUACUCCCUAAGCACCUCGCCUUUUGUAAGAAACAGAUACACUCAUGUUAAGGAUGAAGUCAGGUAUGAAGUUAACUGUUCGGGUGUCUAUGAACAGGAGCCUUUGGAAAUUGGCAAGACUCUGGAAAUAAGAAGAAGGGACAUCAUUGACUUGGAGGAUGAUGAUGUUGUGGCAAUGACUAGUGACUGUGACAUUUAUCAGACUCUAAGAGGUUAUGCUCAAAAGCUUGUUUCAAAGGAAGAGAAAAGCUUCCCAAUAGCCUAUUCUUUGGUUGUCCACAAAGAUGCGAUUAUGGUUGAAAGGCUUAUCCAUGCUAUAUACAACCAGCACAAUAUUUACUGCAUCCAUUAUGAUCGUAAGGCACCUGAUUCCUUCAAAGUUGCCAUGAACAAUUUAGCUAAGUGCUUCUCCAAUAUUUUCAUUGCUUCCAAAUUAGAGGCUGUGGAAUAUGCCCACAUUUCCAGACUCCAAGCUGAUUUAAAUUGCUUGUCGGACCUUCUGAAGUCUUCAGUCCAGUGGAAAUAUGUUAUCAACCUGUGUGGGCAAGAUUUUCCCCUGAAGUCAAAUUUUGAAUUAGUGUCAGAGUUGAAAAAACUCAAUGGAGCAAAUAUGUUGGAGACAGUGAAACCCCCGAACAGUAAAUUGGAAAGAUUCACUUACCAUCAUGAACUCAGACGGGUACCUUAUGAGUAUGUGAAGCUACCAGUAAGGACAAACGUCUCCAAGGAAGCACCGCCCCAUAACAUUCAGAUAUUUGUUGGCAGUGCUUAUUUUGUUUUAAGUCAAGCAUUUGUUAAAUAUAUUUUCAACAACUCCGUCAUUCAAGACUUUUUUGCCUGGUCUAAAGACACAUACUCUCCUGAUGAGCACUUUUGGGCUACCUUGAUUCGGGUUCCAGGAAUACCUGGGGAGAUUUCCAGAUCAGCCCAGGAUGUGUCUGAUCUGCAGAGUAAGACCCGCCUUGUCAAGUGGAAUUACUACGAAGGCUUUUUCUAUCCCGGUUGUACUGGAUCUCACCUUCGAAGCGUGUGUAUUUAUGGAGCUGCAGAAUUAAGGUGGCUUAUCAAAGAUGGACAUUGGUUUGCUAAUAAAUUUGAUUCUAAAGUGGACCCUAUCUUGAUUAAAUGCUUGGCAGAAAAGCUUGAAGAACAACAGAGAGACUGGAUCACUUUGUCCUCAGAAAAGUUAUUUAUGGAUAGAAAUCUCACAACCGCAUCAUGAUAGUAAAAUCAGGAUGGAAAUAAGAGGGUAUGUGAUAAAUUGAGUCAGUAUGGAAUUGAACACUAUACUAUGCCCAAUACUGUUUAAACUCAGUCCUCCCAUACUUUAAAAGGUGUCCAAAAUUCCAUGCACAAGGGAAAGUGAGCUAGCCAUUGAUGAUAUUAGCCUGCAGUUGGCUAGGUUUUUUUAAUGUUUGUUUUUGCUUGUAAUCUCACUGAGCUAAGUCAGAGAUCUUAAACAUUCAGUUAGUCCUCAAACAUUAUUGAGCACCUAACUGUAUGACAAGCACUUUUUUAGAGACUGUGGUUUAUCCUCAUCAUGGCAAUCUCGGUAUCUUUAAGUUCUCCACAUAACAGUCAGGAUUCUACUGAAGUAAUCAUCCGAUCAUAUAAACCACCCAUUUCAGAGUAGUGUUUAAGUACUGUGACCAACACUCCACUUGUCUCUUAACUUACCUUCCAAGAUAUUUCUUAACCAUUAGAGCAGAGGAGGAAAGACUCACUACCUCAGAAAAAUCUCAAAGAAUAGUCCAAUUUCCUGCUUGCCAAAGCAUAAUCUGCCUUUUGGUGCAUUACUUGGUUAAUUCAGGGUUGAGGAGACUGUUGGGGGGCAUUUAUAGUGUAUGAAAGUUAAGGAAGGGGGUGAGGAUAUGGGUUGGGACAGGUAGUACCUAAAGAGGAGCAAAGGGAUUUAUACAAUAUUUUUAUCAUGUUACAAAACAGUAUCAUGAAUGGCCUUUUUAGUUCAACUGUUUCUUUAAAAUGCAUUUACUGAUUAAAAAUAAGAACUGACCAAUAGCUCCAAGUGUCACACACCAGAACAUUAAGCCUAAGUCUUCAAUUUGUAAGUUAUCAUUCUAGAUAAGUUUCUUUACAAUGGAAUACUUUCUAUGGAAUCAUUAUAAUUCUGUUUUAUGGAACUAUCAAGCUAAGAGUCACUAAACUUUCUUGAAAAGGUUGUGUGAAAUAUGACAGCUUUCUAAAUUAAUUGUUACAGUCAUUCAAAAUUUUUUCUUCUCUGGCAACUGUCCAACUGGAAUCCAGAUUUAAAGUGAUGAAAGCUCUAAGUUUCUCACAGUCUUCUUCUCAGCUUAGUUCCAGAGGAAAACAAAAAAAACUAAUUUUCCUAAGGACACAGCAAGAAUAUUCAUUAAGGAUAUUUUCUAAACCCCACACUUGAGAAAACCACC